Molecule: messenger RNA, 2865 nt
Organism: Cladocopium goreaui
Lineage: Eukaryota; Dinophyceae; Suessiales; Symbiodiniaceae
Source: the annotation of a GenBank genome assembly
AUGCUGCCCGCGGGCUGCCGGUACGACCCGGCUGGACAGUUCGGCUUGGCGAACUUGACGUGCGAGAUGGCGCUGCGUGGCGCCGGCGACCGCGACAGCCGGCGACUGGUGAGCGACCUCGACGCGUUGGGCGUCGAACGGGGCGAGUCGGUCGGCGUGUCCCACACGUCGUUCUGGGCGAGCACGCUCGCCGAGCAGUUGCCCGCGGCGCUGUCGAUCAUCGCCGACAUCGCCCGUCGCCCGCUUAUGCCGGCCGACCAGAUCGAGGCGGGCCGACAGGUCUGCUUGCAAGAGCUGCACGGUAUCGAGGACGAGCCGAGCCAGAAACUGAUGCAGGAACUGCGUCGGCGCCACUACGGCGACCCCUGGGGCCGGGCGAGCAGCGGCGACGAGACCGCCGUCGCCGGCCUGUCGAUCGAGGACGUCCGCCGGUUCCAGGCGAGUCGGUACUCGCCGGACGGGGCGAUCCUCGCCGUCGCGGGAGCGUUCGACUGGGACGCCUUUUGCGACCAAGCGGAGAAGCUACUCGGCGACUGGUCGGCGCCCGAGGUCGAUGACAAUGCCACCGAGGCGCCCGGGUCGGGUGACGGCCACUUGCCGUACGACUCGUCUCAAUCGCACAUCGGCAUCGCCUAUCCGUCAGUCCCUUACAGCCACGACGACUACUUCCAGGCCUGGGCGGCCAACGGCGUGCUCUCCAGCGGCAUGAGCUCGCGGCUGUUCACCGAGGUGCGCGAGAAGCGCGGGCUGUGCUACACCGUCUACGCGUCGCUGCAGACGCAAGUCGAUCGCGCGGCCGUCUUCUGUUACGCCGGCACGACGGCCGAGCGAGCGCAGGAGACGCUCGACGUCACCCACGCCGAGCUGGUGCGCCUCGCCGAUGGCGUUCAGGUGGAGGAACUCUCCCGGCUCAAGGCACGCAUCAAGAGCGCGUUGAUCCUGCAGCAAGAGUCGACACACGCCCGCGCCGGAACGCUCGCUCGCGACUGGCGCCACCUGGGCCGCAUCCGCCCGCUCGCCGAAGUCAACGAGCUAGUCGAAGCGAUCACCGCCGACACGAUCAACGAGUACCUCCGGCAGAACCCGCCAGGAACCGCCGAUGCACGCCGAUUGACGCAGAUGGAGUUGCGAGGCUUCGCCUCGCGAGUCGUCAUCCCCGUUGAUCACCGUGCAUCGGCGGUUUCAACCAUUAUGCAGUUUAGAAGCCACAAGCUGUCGAACGGGCUCGAAGUGAUCGCCGAGUGCGACCCCUCGGCGUUGUCGCUAGGCGUCGGCUUCUUCGUGCGAACCGGCGCGCGAGACGAGACGCCCGACGAGGCCGGCGUCAGCCACUUCCUCGAGCACAUGGUGUUCAAGGGCACCGCCCGCCGGACGGCCGAGGACGUGAACCGCGAGUUCGACGAACUCGGGGCCCACUACAACGCCUUCACCAGCGAGGAGCAGACCGUCUACUACGCGUCGCUCCUCCCCGAGCACCAGGCCGAGUCGGUCGACCUGCUGGCGGACAUCCUCCGGCCGAGCCUCCGCACGGAGGACUUCGACAUGGAGAAGAAGGUCAUCCUCGAAGAGAUCGAGAUGUACCUCGACCAGCCGCCCUACGGCAUGGAAGACCACAUCAAGCGGCUCACCUUCGGCGACCACCCGAUCGCCAACAGCGUGCUCGGCACGGCCGACUCGGUCGGCGCGCUGACGCCCGAGGCGAUGCGGGCGUACUUCGACCGUCGCUACGCGCCGGGCAACGUGGUGCUCGCGGCGUCGGGGCGCGUCGAUUUCGACGCCCUCGUGCGUCAGGCCGAAGAGGCGUGCGGCGGCUGGUCGACGUGCGAGACGAGCCGCCCGCAACCGGCGACCGAUCGACUGGCGACCCGUGAGGUCGUCGUCAAGGACUCGGCGACGCAGGAGUACGCCCUCGUCUUGAGCGACGGACCCGCGGGCGAGUCGGAAGAUCGCUACGCCGCAAAGGUGCUCGCCACGGUGCUGGGCGACGACAGCGGCAGCCGCAUGUACUGGCGCCUGAUCGACCCCGGCCGGGCGGAGAGCGCGAGCCUCGGUCAUUACGACUACCAAGGCGUCGGCAUGUUCUACACCUGGCUCAGUUGCGAGCCCGACGCGAUCGAGGAGAACCUGGGCGCAGUCGAAGAGAUCCUGAAGUCCGCCGCCACCGAGCCCGCCACCGCCGAAGAGCUCGCGCAGGCGAAGAGCAAAAUCAAGUCGCGCGUCGUGCUCGGCAGCGAGCGGCCGCGCAACCGGUUGUUUAACGUCGGCGGCGGCUGGCUCAUGCGCGGCGACUACCGACCGAUCGCCGACGAACUCGCGCGGCUCGACGCCGUGACGCAAGAUGACCUCGCCCGCGUCGUCGCGGCGAAGACGCCGAUGCUAGUUGACCGGCUUCGCGAAGAGGUGCGACUCGACCCCGAACGAGUCGGCGUCGUCGUUGUCGACCACGGCUCGCGACGCGCGGAGAGUAACGAGCUGCUGAACGAGGUCGCCGCCCUUUUCCAGCGCGUGUCGGGCAUGCCGAUCGUCGAGCCGGCCCACAUGGAGCUGGCCGAGCCGUCGAUCGCGGCGGCGUUCACGAAGUGCGUCGAUCGCGGCGCCGAGACGGUCGUCGUCUUCCCGUACUUCCUCUCCCCGGGCCGUCACUGGUCGCAAGACAUCCCCAAGCUGGCGGCGGAAGCCGCCACUCGACACCCGGACAUCCGCUACCAAGUCACGUCCCCGCUGGGCCUGCACGAGCUGAUGGCCGAGGUCAUGGGCGAGCGGAUCGCUCAGUGCUUGCAUCGCUCGCUGCACGACGGAGAGCCGUGCGACCUCUGCGCCCCGUCGGGCGGAUGCGUCAUGCACGACGCGAGCCGAUCGGGUUAG